Scatophagus argus is the source of this 4561-nucleotide messenger RNA. It is a transcript of the gene ajuba, whose product is annotated as ajuba LIM protein. The coding region runs from base 1234 to 3411 and encodes 725 amino acids. Gene Ontology annotation, molecular function: transcription corepressor activity. Gene Ontology annotation, biological process: positive regulation of miRNA-mediated gene silencing; negative regulation of hippo signaling; cytoskeleton organization. NCBI's taxonomy places the organism in Eukaryota, Metazoa, Chordata, Actinopteri, Scatophagidae. The transcript is spliced from 9 exons. The record is from RefSeq and is a predicted model, not a curated record. Gene Ontology annotation, cellular component: transcription regulator complex; P-body; nucleus.
AGCUCAAUUUACGACAAAAACGUGUCUAAAUGUUAAGCGGGGGUGUGUCUUCUCUGUGAGUCAAAACCAAAGCUGUGUCAAGGAUGGCUUUAGUUCCUUUUCUUUUUGUUUAAAUGUAACUCUUGCUAAGAAGGAGUUAAUUUCGAAAAGCGUAACCGGAACUAGCUCUCCUCGCCGCAGCUAGGUCGACGCUGUCGUGAAAAAAGAGGGGGGAGGUAAGUAAUUAUUUAGGGGGAAGAAAGAAAGAAACAAAGUUGUCGACCGUGCAAAGCACACGGGGAAGGGUUCUAUUGAUCUUGAGUGACUCGUUAAGCCCAACGCCGGUCUGUUGGGAUGUGACUGUAACGGAUCACCAGCUUCUCUCAUUUCCUCUUCACUAUCCAAAGUUCUCCGCUACUGUUUCUCCCGGACGGGAUUUUUCUUUGAAAACGGGGAUGAUAAAAGCAGUCGAGCACAGGCGGAUGGACGGACAGACUGAGGGGACUAGCGAGUGCGGUAUGUGUGUUUUCCGUUGCCCGAGUUAAAGUUAGUAGCGUUAUUAUUUUUUUAUUUUUUUUGGUUUGUUUUCCGACCUCGUUUCGUCCUGAGAUGAAUGGCAGAAGUCGGAAAAUUCAAACGGAGAGACACCCCCACACCGCACUGGAUAAGCAAGACAUCAAACCAGCUUUACCGAAGUGUGUUUCAGACAGUUUAACCCACAGAGGAGAUGCAGAUGCGGGGCCGCAUGAGGGUCCACAAAGGAGGCCCUCCACGACCAUAGGUCACGCCGGAGUGUCCUGGAUGUACGUUUCUCCUGUUUGCUGGCUGGAUUGACUUGAACUAACUGUCUAAUAAUCCAAUGGAUUCUGCUUCACCACAGCCUACCUGCGCCUGUGGAUUUUCCACAUGAGGACAAGCCAGAUGACUCAGAGGACUUAAGUCAUGUAACCACCCUGAAAUGUCUUAAAAGUCUUAUUUAUCUGUUUUGUAUUUAUUGUGUGUAUGUAUAUAAGGGGUUCUUUUUGAAAUUUAGCUUUUGCGCUAGUUUCAAGGCCAGUUUUUAAUUUCUUUCUAAGUAUUUGAAAGCGUGCCCUUUCAUCUGUCGUAGUGAAAACUGCAGAUUUACUUGAACAUCUUUGUUCUGCUGUAUAUCUACCCACACUGUAUUUGAGCACAUUAAUCUAUAACUUAAGUGAGGGGAGGCUGUAGGACUUGAUUUUGCCCAGACAGGUAAAAACACGAGAAGGCCUCAUCAUGGACCGGCCGAUAAGCAAGCUAUUGGAGAAGUUAAAGCUGACUGACUCAGGCAGUGUGAAAUUCAACAGUUCAAAGAAAAAACAUGACUCUGCCAACAACUCUAAUAACAGCAACGCCAACACUGGCAUCUCCGGAGGCAGCGGUGGGGGCAGCGGUCUGCCACCAGCUCCCAGCUCUGCAGCUGCCUCGCCCUCAAGACCCGGCCAGUUCUCGCUUGCCUCUGCAACCACAAGUGAUGCAUGUGUUCCAGCGAGUGGAAGAGGAGGAGGAGGGAUAGGAAUGCCUCCCUCUCAGCUUCUCACCCCGCCGCCAUCUUCCUCCACAGUGGGUGCCAUACCUACAGAUGGCGAGCAGCCACUUCAUCUUUCCACCGUGGCACCACUGAGACGCCGCUCCCCCCAGCAGAGAGCUUCCUGUUACCUGGGCGAAGGAGUGGAUUCCCACCUGAGGCGUGAGUCUGGCCUGGGCCCCGAGUGCGACCCUAUGGGAGCGUUUGGCUCAAAGGCGUCCCUCAAUCAACGGCGCUACUCCCUCGAGCUUCAGCAGCUGGUCAGACGGCAGCAGCUCCUCUCUCAGCCUCCACCUCUCUCUGUCCCCCCACCAUACCCUGCCACUGCGGGCUAUGGGUCCGCUCCCAGAGGUGGUGGAGGCGGCUUGGCAGAGCCUGGCUACCUCUCCGAGCCUGAGAGGCACAAACGCCUUUCUCUUCAGGAGGCUCUGUUUUACAAACGCCUAAGCACGGGCAGUGAACUGUGGGAGACCCCCAGGCCUGCAUCCCUCUCUCAUCCACCACAUCGCACUUCUGAUAUGACAGGAGGAGGUGUAGGAGGAGGCUUCUUUUAUCCCCCUGGACCAACCCUGAGCCCAUGCUCAUCAUUCAGCCUCCAGGAGUCAGUGCUGGUCAGCCCCAGGUCCAGCUUUGCCUCCAGCACUGCCAGCGGUGGUGGAGGAGGAAGCCCCAUGGGGAGCCGCUGCAGCAGCAACCGGACCAGUGGUAUCAGCCUGGGCUACGACUCUCGCUACUCAGCCUCUGGAGGCCUCCCUCCACAGCAGCAAUCGCCCUCCAUACAGACUGGGGGUUCUGCGGCUGGUUAUGGGGCUCCAGGCAGGGCCGGGGUGACCCCUGUGGAGGCCUGGAUUCAGUACCUGGAUGGAGAGAUGCGCCCGGGAGUCCAUGAUAGCCGUCACUCCUACCCACCUGCCGUGGGGAGUCCAGGAGCAGCAUGCUACCAGGCUGGCUCAGAGUGGUGGGAAGAGCAGCAAGCAGGAGUGAGAGGCAAAGAGGGUGGUUUGAUGGGAGAGAGGGCCCGAUACUCAGAUCUGCCUGGCACCCGGUACCAGGAAGAGCUCACCCGACUUCUGCUCAGAGAUGCGGUGCUGCAAGGUGAGGGGCUCCUGGAAGGCCUGAUGCUGAAGGAUUCUCUGGCCCAGAUGGCUCUUUCCAAACCGAACACUUCACCACUGGGGUCUUGCUCAGCCGGAGGGCCAGUCAAAGCUCAGGAGGACCAAGCAGCUGGAGCUGGCAGAGAGGCCACAGAGAACCGGCAGGAGUUUUUUGGAACCUGUGUGAAGUGUGGGAAAGGUGUAUACGGGGCGGAUAAUGCCUGCCAGGCUCUGGAUAGCCUCUAUCACACCCGCUGCUUUACCUGUGUGUCCUGUGGACGCACCCUGAGAAACAAGGACUUCUACAAUGUCAGUGGUUCUGUGUACUGUAAAGAGGAUUAUAUGUUUUCGGGAUUCCAGGCUGCUGCUGAGAAGUGUAGUGUGUGUGGCCACCUUAUUCUCGAACAGAUCCUGCAGGCUCUUGGGAACUCGUACCACCCCGGCUGUUUCCGCUGUGUGGUGUGCUCCAAGGCUCUGGAUGGGGUGCCGUUCACCGUGGACCAUCACAGCAACAUCUACUGCGUGGCAGACUACAACAAGACUUUUGCCCCGAAGUGCGCUGCCUGUUUACAACCCAUCUUGCCUACUGAGGGCAGUGAAGAGAUCCUCAGGGUCGUGUCUAUGAACAAGGACUAUCACUUUGAGUGCUACCACUGUGAGGAGUGUGGUAAGCAGCUCUCCGAUAAGCCUGGCUCGCAGUGCUUCCCUCUGGACUCCCAUCUUCUCUGCCACUCCUGUCACAUGAGCAGAGUGUGCGCCACACACAACAUUCCCCCUCACAACACACACUGAUCAGCGCCCGUGCAGCUGCCGAUGUUAGAAGAAACCCGGUCUUAUAACGCUGUCAUUCUCUCGUGCUUUUGCUACGUCUUUUUUUUUCCCAGUAAGAUCAAACUGCUGAUGUUAAGGCAUUUCCACUGAUAUUAUCCACUUUCAUUUGUUUCUUUGACUUGGAUCAGUCCCCCUUUUUGUCACAUGUACUGCCUGCUGUACUUCUUGUACUAUAACUGUAUAGUUAUAAGGGAACGGGAACAAAACUACUGCUUUUUUUUUUUUUUUUUGUAACCCCAGUGUGGCUACUGUUUGCUGUAGAAGAACAAGGGAUUUUGCUAAAUUGUUUUGUACAUAUUGCUAGCAAACAUUUUGCACUUAAAUUUGACUUUACUGUAAGAGAUUUGUUACAUGAAUCUGUACAAUUUGGGGCAAAACAUUACUGUAAUUUCUUUAUGUUGUAAUAAAUAUUUUCAUUUGUGUUCAGUUCUGGUUGCAGUUGUAAAUGAGUUCAGUGUAACAAACUUAAAUCUUUACCCUGGCACUAAACUUCAAUGAUUCAAAGCUUUCUUUAUACAGAUGGGGGCACAAACGUGAAUCAGCUCAGUGGUUCUUGUUCAAGUCAUGAUGCUUCUUUGAGAAAUGACUCAGCAAAAAGCAGACAAGCUGGUAACAAAUUUAAAUUUAUUCAUUUGUGUGGUUCUCAAUACAUUCAGCACUUGCAGGACGAGGGAAAAAAAAAAACUGCUUCAAACUAAAAACAUAAAAUUAAAGAUGUUAAAAUUUGAACUAUUUCUCUAUUAGAAGGUAAACUUAUUUGUACCUCCUCUUAAAUAUUUAUGAUUGAAGGGUCAGAGGAGGGUAAAUUACCAAGUGGACACCUUAGUGCAAGAAAGAUCAGCUUCCUGUAAAUCUUGCAGCACAAACUUCAUAAAUUUCAUAUCCUCGUCUCAAACAAACAGAAAAAAAAACGGUACAGAUGAACUCAGGCAUGUGCAUGUCACAACACGCAAAAAUGACAUCUUCUAUCACACGCUUUUCUAGGCUACAGUGUCGAGACUUCGGUACCAGUUGUAUCUUUGUGGGUGGGGAUGAAGGUUAUAACUCACACAAACAACACCCGUUGUAGCACACAACAACCCUCCAAGGCCGAAACAUGAUUCAUAAAAAC